Humulus lupulus (European hop) is the source of this 921-nucleotide messenger RNA. RefSeq lists its product as uncharacterized. The coding region runs from base 167 to 754 and encodes 195 amino acids. NCBI's taxonomy places the organism in Eukaryota, Viridiplantae, Streptophyta, Magnoliopsida, Rosales, Cannabaceae. The record is from RefSeq and is a predicted model, not a curated record. The transcript is spliced from 5 exons.
AACACAAAAAAAAAGCUUACUUUAACUUUCUCUUUGGUUUUGCCAAAAAGAAAGACAACAAAAACCUUUAUAUACCCUUUAUAAGAUCUCUCCAGCUCUAAACUUUUAUUUCCCUAUCUGGGUUUUCUUAGUUUUGGAUUUUGAAGUUGGAAAAAAAAGAAAAAAAAUGUAUCCCAGAGUGAAGGUGAGAGCACAAGAAGAUUGCUUUUCUCCACAGAUUGAUAGUAAACCAACCACCACUGCUCAACAAGAAAAAGAGAAUCAGAACAGUGAUUCGCCAUUGCUACCAAUCGCCAGGAUUUUGAAAGCUUAUGUGCUAAACUCGACGAUGGAAUUGAAUUCUGCUUCCAAAGUUGAGAAAAAGAGACCUGUUGUGAAGGAUUCUAAGCCAAAUCUCGGAGCUAGCUCUGUUCCGAGGCCUCGUGCCGUGUUAUCUAGCCCUGAUAAUGAUGGGUUGAUUGGAAGUAGAAACAAGUUAUUGAAGGAAAGAAGUUCAGCUCUGAAAAUGAAAAUGCAUAGCAAAGGAGAAGAGAAAGUGGGUGGUGGAGUUGGUCGGAUUAAGACAAUCCCAAUUGAGGAGGGACUUAAAAGCAAGACUUGUUCUGAUGAGGGACUUAAAAGCAAGACUUGUACUGACCAAAAGCAGAAGAAGAUGAAAAAGCAAGGAAAGCUUCAACAAGAACAAGAAGAAGAAGAACAUGUGGUGAGAACAAGCCAGAAGAAAAGGAUUUUGAGAGUUGGCAAAGGAAAAUAAAGUUUAGUUUGAUUUUAUUUUAUGUUCUUUUCACUGUCAAAAAGUAAUUACUACUUGUUGUUUGUAUCACUGAUUGUAUGGCUUGAAAGUUACUAAAAUGAUUGAAAGUUACUAAAAAGAUUUUGGUGCAUGUUUAAAUUAAAUUAAUGAGUGACACUACAUACAAU